Molecule: messenger RNA, 2285 nt
Organism: Hibiscus syriacus
Lineage: Eukaryota; Viridiplantae; Streptophyta; Magnoliopsida; Malvales; Malvaceae
Product: la-related protein 1C-like
Exons: 6
Coding region: 360-1958 (532 amino acids)
Molecular function (GO): RNA binding
Source: RefSeq, a predicted model, not a curated record
UAAAAAUAAAAUAUGAAAACAAAAAUAUUUUAAAAAGAAAAAAAGAGGAAAAAAAAAUAGAAAGAGAGAGAGAGAGAGAAGCAGAGGUUACAGCGCCUCCAUCGCUGCUCUUCUUCUUUAAUCUUCGUCUCUCUUCAUCGAUCGGAUUUUCGAAUCCCUAAUGUUUAUUUUUUUAAAAUCCUAAAUUUUGCGAUUUUUUGAGCCUCGAAUAGUUUAACUCUCACUCUUUGUCGUCACGGAUUUUGUUUGUUUUUUUAAUCAAAAUUUUGUUCUUUUUUUCAGUGAUUUUCUCCGUCGAUCAACUCGUCGAUAGAGAGAAAAAAGGGAAAUCGCCAUUUUUGUUUCAAUCGGGGUUUGCUAUGGCUGCAAAUACUAAUACUGCUAAUUUCAAUACCUCCGCUGCAGUGAUGCCUGGUAAUCUUUCUCCCGACAGCCGUAAUCAAUCAAAUCGUGCCAUGAAGACGGCUUCUUCCCCCUGGACUGAAAUGUUCCGUGGAGAAAACGACCGGAUCGCGGGUAUUUCAUUAACGCCUCCAUCCUCUUCGUCAUCGCCGCCCCCAACCGCCCUGACAGAGCCUCCUGUUGCGACGGAGGAUGAAGAAGAAGGCGUCGAGAGUGAGAGUGCUGGGCCUAAAGACAAUGCCGGUAAUAAGCCAGCUUGGAACAAACCUUCUAACGGCGAUGCUAAGGUUGGGGCGGUUAUGGGGACCAACAAGUGGCCUGCUUUGUCUGAGUCCGCUAAGGUUCCUUCCAAAUCAUCUUCAGAUUCACCUCGAGCUUUUUGGGAUGGAUCAUCUUCUUCUCCUUCCGAUGUUCCAGUUUCUCAGGGAAAUGGAAGUGUGUCAUCAUCAUCGACACAGAAAUCAGUCAGCAACAAUGCAAACACAAGCUUGAAUAUGACUCCAAACCAUAUCACUCCUACACGCCAGAAGUCGACGAAACGAAAUAGUAAUAUCUCAGCAUUUAAUGGUGGUCUCUCUCAGCCUCUGCCUGAAGGUCCUGUGGUUGAAUCACCUGUUAAUAGCCCCUCUUCUAGGGACUACGUACAGAGAAGUGGAUUUGUAUCACAGUCUCAUACUGGCGGUAAUGAUCACCCACACCCACGGAAUUCAUACAGGCAUCGUAAUGGUGGUCCACAUCCACGAGGAGAUGGUUCUCACCAACAGAAUUUUGGAGGCAGGCGCAAUCAAGAUCAUGGAAAUCAUGAGUGGAAUGGUCGAAACUUUAAUAACAGAGAUGGCUACAUGCAGCCAAGGGCUGCUCCUAGGGUAAUGAGGCAUCCACCUCCACCUCCUAUGCCUAAUACUAUACCUUUUAUAGCUCAUACUCCUAUGAGGCCUUUUGGCACCCCAAUGGGGUAUCCUGAUAUGGCAUCCCUUUAUAUGGUCCCAGCAGCACCUCCAGAUUCACUUAGAGGUUUGUCAUUUGUUGCACCAAUGCCCCCAGUGUUUUUCCCAGCUCCGGAGCCUCAUGACAAUCAGUUGCAUGCUAGUAUAGUUAAUCAGAUAGAUUAUUAUUUCAGUAAUGAAAACCUAAUUAAAGAUACCUACUUGAGGCAGAACAUGGAUGAGCAGGGCUGGGUUCCUAUUAAAUUAAUAGCUGGCUUCAAAAAGGUUGCACUAUUGACAGAUAAUAUUCAGCUAAUAACAGAUGCUCUGCAAAGUUCAACAGUUGUUGAAGUGCAGGGUGAUAAGGUAAGGAAGAGGAAUGAUUGGAUGCGGUGGAUAAUGCCACCUUCUGUUCAAUUCCCUAUCAUAUCUGGUCAAGAAACGCUGGCGGCUCGUGUUCAGAAUAUUUCACUGGAACAGAGAAAUACAAACCAGAGUGGUGCAAGGAGCCAAGAAGAUUCCAAUGCUGGUGGACUAUCAGAUAGACCAUCAUUUGUGCACUUCGUUAAUCAACCACAGCUAUUCAACAGCGGGGGUGCUCAAGGUGGUCUAGCAAAUAAUUCAAAUUAAGCAAAAAUGUUCCGAUGCUAGAGGUCCUGGAAGAAUAUAGUAGAGAAUGAUUUCGACACCAUGGGGUCAUCAUUAUGCCUUUGCUGCCUUGUUGCGGUGAAAUGCAAUUUCUCGUACAGCAAAUUAGAGAAAAACCUUUACAAGAAGAAAAGGGAAACACCUUUUGGAAAAGGGGGGGAAAGAGUGAACCGACAGACUUGAGGUAGUAGCACGAACUUAUCGUGACUUAUCAAAAUGUUUUCUUUUGGUUUCUCUGAGGAUGCUGGAUUUUUUUCCCUUUACUAUUUGGUGUUGGUGUUUAAAUCCUGGGGAUUUCUUUUUUAUUUU